Molecule: messenger RNA, 1518 nt
Organism: Lindgomyces ingoldianus
Lineage: Eukaryota; Fungi; Ascomycota; Dothideomycetes; Pleosporales; Lindgomycetaceae
Product: amidase
Exons: 2
Coding region: 1-1518 (505 amino acids)
Molecular function (GO): hydrolase activity, acting on carbon-nitrogen (but not peptide) bonds, in linear amidines
Source: RefSeq, a predicted model, not a curated record
AUGGCAUUGCCAGCUAGCAGGUUUCAGGCUGCGUUGAGGCUCGCCGGCAGGAGCUGGACACGGCCAUGUCUGGCUCCACUACGAACAGGAGCAUCAUGGCGGGCGUUUUCUGCGAGCUCGAGAUGGCAAUUGCAUACAAAGGAGAUGCACGAAGAGCUACUCUCUAGCUUGAAGGUCAAUCAGAGCAGGCUAAUGGAGGACAUACACUAUACAUGUCAAUGGGGCACGGGUCAGAAGUGGGGAAAGGAAGAGACAGAAACCGGCAUGUCACGACUAGCUCUCUCAGACGCCGACAAAGAAGCCCGAGACUGGUUCGUCCAGACCACGAAGGCAUUGGGCUGCCAUACAACGGUGGAUUCUAUGGGCAACAUCUUCGCCAUCCGGCCUGGUAUUCGGAACGAUGGGCCCCCAACCUUCGUGGGGUCGCAUCUGGACACGCAGCCGAGCGGAGGUAGAUACGAUGGCAUCCUAGGCGUCGCAGCUGGUGUGGAGAUGCUGAAGGUGCUGGCGGACAAUUGGGUUGAGACCGAAUAUCCUGUUGGAGUGGUAAAUUGGACAAAUGAGGAAGGUGCCCGCUUUCCCAUCUCCAUAGUUUCCUCGGGUGUAUGGGCUGGCGCAAUUCCCCAGGAGACAGCCCACAACCUCCGCGAAGUUCAUCCUGGUACCGCGACCAUGGCUUCAGAGCUUGCAAGAAUUGGCUACUUGGGUGAGACCCCAGCCAGUUUCAACAACAUGCCUAUGGCUGCACACUUUGAGCUGCACAUCGAGCAAGGACCUCUUCUUGAGAUGGCAAAUAAGAAGAUUGGAGUGGUGAAGGGCGUGCAAGCCUACAAGUGGCUCACGGUCAAUGUCAAAGGACGGGAUACCCACACAGGGACCACCGACCUGAAGAGUCGUGCUGAUGCUCUUCUUGCAGCCUCGAAAAUGGUCAUCCAUUCACACCGUCUUGCUACCGCCAAUGGGUGUCUAGCCAGCACCGGCAUCCUCAACCUCAAGCCAGGCAGCACAAACACCGUUCCAGGAGAAGUAUCCUUUAGUCUUGACAUCCGCGCACAGAAAGACCACACAGUAGCAAGAAUGCUCCAGCACAUCGAAAACGACUUUCCUAAGAUCGCCGCCGGCGAAGACAUUCUUAACUCCAACCAAGAUUGCACCAAGGGCCUUCCAUGCUCUAUCACCAUCAACCAAGACUUCGACUCCCCAGCCACACUAUUCCAUCCAGACUGCAUUGAAGCUGUUAGCAGAGCCGCCCAUAGCGUCCUCGGAGAGAACUCGAAGAAUCUACUUCUGGAGAUGACGAGCGGUGCCGGACAUGAUUCCGUAUAUACCAGCAAGCGAUGUCCAACCAGCAUGAUAUUCGUGCCUUGCAGAGAGGGAGUCAGCCAUAACCCCGCUGAGUACUGCAAGCCGGAGGAUUGCACUCUAGGAGCGCAAGUGUUACUUCAGAGUGUGCUGAGGUUUGAUCGGAUGAGGGAUGAGAGAAGGGUGACCUGGAAACAGGAGCCCUAUACACUGUAG